Messenger RNA from Gadus morhua (Atlantic cod), 9358 nucleotides. It is a transcript of the gene sack1hb, whose product is annotated as family with sequence similarity 83 member Hb. The transcript is spliced from 8 exons. Gene Ontology annotation, cellular component: keratin filament. Lineage: Eukaryota; Metazoa; Chordata; Actinopteri; Gadiformes; Gadidae. Gene Ontology annotation, biological process: intermediate filament cytoskeleton organization; signal transduction; positive regulation of cell migration. Gene Ontology annotation, molecular function: keratin filament binding; protein kinase binding. Bases 363 to 4010 code for a protein of 1215 amino acids. The record is from RefSeq and is a predicted model, not a curated record.
AACUCCUUCAUUUUCAGACUCCGGCGCUAAACGGCAGGUCGGACACCCCGCAGAGAACUGCAUAGGACCGACCUGAAGUUCACGACGAAAACCAGGGGUCUGGGCUCUUUUUGGGGUGGAGUUGUCGGCAACCAAAAGGAAUGUAUGCGGGGCAAGCAGACUCGUAGCUGGAUCUAUCUUGGGCUGUACCGGCGAAAGCUGUCGCCUACACAGCGGUGCAUAAAAAGGCAAGAGGAGCAGAAAAGGAAGCCUCGAAGUGGGUUUCGGCAGGGUGAGACAAUUGAAAAGUUGAAAUCCCUCCCUUCCUCUACCUGUCGGCCCCCCCUGCACUCUGACCUGUGACCCCAACCUCGCCUCCGACCAUGGCGCACCGAUCUCAAAGUUCCUCGGUGGGCGAUAACCCUCUCGACCCUAACUACCUCCCCCCCCACUACCGUGAGGAGUACCGCCUGGCAAUCGACGCGCUGAUCGAAGAUGACUCCCAGGGUUACUAUGAGUUCCUCCAGAAGGCCGACGUGGUGCCCUUCCUGGCACAGCCCGAGAUCGAUCACAUCAAGUCCACCCUCCAGACUCCCAGCCAGAGCCAAUCUGCCAGUAUGCCAGAGCUGACCUACCACGAGGGAGUUAUGGAGGACGAUGGAUCAUCUGACACCUACUGGCCAGUGCACUCCGACCUGGACGCUCCAGGCCUGGACCUGGGAUGGCCCCAGCAGCAGCACAGCUUCAUAGGGCCAACGGAGGUCACCACUCUGAUCAACCCCUCGGACCCUGAGAUGCCCAGCAUCAAGGAGCAAGCCAGGAGGCUCAUCAAGAGUGCAUAUCAUGUUAUCGCCGUGGUGAUGGACAUCUUCACGGAUGUAGACAUCUUCUCUGACCUCCUGGACGCCGCAGCCCGCCACGUCCCUGUCUACAUCCUAUUGGACGAGCAGAACGCCCAUCACUUUGUUGCCAUGGUGAACAACUGCAGGGUUAACUUGGACUUGAUUCAAAUGAUGCGCGUGAGGACUGUGGCAGGAAUAACAUACUACUGCCGAACGGGGAAGUCUUUCAAGGGACAGGUUAAAGACCGCUUCCUCCUGGCUGACUGCAGAGCUGUCAUCAGUGGAAACUAUAGCUUCAUGUGGUCCUAUGAGAAGAUACACCGCUGCAUCGCCCACCUCUUCCUCGGGGAGCUUGUCGCCAGCUUUGAUGAGGAGUUUCGUAUUCUCUUUGCUCAGUCAGAGCCUCUGAUAAUCGACCAAUCAAUUGUGCCACAUGGCAACUCAGAUUAUCAGAGCAGUCAGUUUGGUUUGAAGCGAUCCCAGUCGUUGCUGAGCAACAGGGCUUUUCCACGACAAAACGAGCUGCCCUCUGCCUUCCCCUACGGAGAAUCUGAUCGGAAUCCUCUCGCGUUUCGAAGGAACGAGCCCUUUCGCCACUCGAUGGAGCCCACGGCAGGCAUAACGAUUGGGAAGUAUGCACAGCAGCAGUUUCACCUUCAGCAAUCGUACUUAGAGCAGGGAAGGUCCAUAGUCUCUAGACAGAUGGAGCUGAGCUCUACUGGAUUCAAGAGACACAGCUACGCGGAAGGCACCCAGGAGAGCUACUCGUCGUCAAAGCAGUACAUGAAACACAGAGUCAUGAAUAAUCUGGAAGAGACUGAUUAUCAGAGGGAGCAGACCCAACAACGGUCUUAUUACCAUGAGGGGCCGGAACAUGGAUCUGGCCAUGGACAUUAUGACAGACUCCAAAUGCAUGCUUCGAAUCUCGCCUUAGAUCAGCGUUCAGAAUCAAGCUACACAUCUGAGCCACCUGUCGUUGGAGGCUACGGUAGAGAUUACCUCUCGUCGGAUGACCUGAAAGGACCUGAAGGGCUCCAUGGACAUCACGAAGCAGGGCGAUAUGAAGGAGUUUCAACACAGAAGAGGCCCACCAUAGGCCAACCCUUUGCAUGCCAGAACUCUCCGACGCAACCCCACCCUCCAGAGAAACAGCCGUUCCUGAAGCCGUCUGAACAGGAGCGGGAUCAAGACCCCAGCGCCAGACAGGGCAUGAGGAGUUGGAGGAUCAACUCCUUCCUCAGCACGUACGAGGAUGGCGGAGAGGAAGGCCUACCUCAGGCACUAGGCCCGGAUGCAUUUGAUGAUGAUCCAUCAGCUCAACAGGUAGCGGACCCUCAACGUUCUACAAAUCGCUACGGGAUAAAAGAAAUGCCCUCUAAACCAGAUGUUCUGAGACCACGCUUUGGGAAACCCGUUUUACAUGACAACAGCGAGAAGGACUCUGGCACAACCAGGGUUCUGCAGCCCAGCACUACCUAUAGUCAACACAUGAUGGAGAAAGCAAGAGAGAAGGAGAGUGACAUGGAGAGGGACAGAUUGGGAACCAGGGAGGGAACAGGAGAUGUGGAGAUGAAGGAGGGUCCAGAGGUCACUGUUUCCAAGCACGAGUCAUUUCGCAACCGUGUCAACCCGAUGCUCAUGAGAAGCUCUCGGCUUCGCUCCUCCCUUAUCUUUUCCUCCUCAAAGGUGGAGAAGCACAGCGGGGGCCUGGGUCUGAACCCCGCCACAGAGGAAGACGAGGAUCUAGACCAUAUCCGCACCACCUCUAUAGUGGCUCAGAUGCUUGAGAAGAGGAAGUCCUUGAACCGGGAGCCUUUUGAGUGGAGGAAGAAGACAGAGGAGAAGGACAAGGACGAUGAGAAACAGAAAGUACCGGCCAAAGAGAAGGGGGAGACCAGCUUUAAAGACCUCAAAGAUAAAUUUCAGAAUGCAGGCCAAGAAAUUAAGACUUCACCAGCUGAAGCGCCCUCCGAUGUCACUGCAGGAUCUUUGAAAACUCAACAAGAAUCAUCAUUGAAUAUGAACGAUCCAGCUAGUCGCCUACAGUAUUUUAAAGAUUUGGCCGCCAAGAGAAAAGCCUCAAGAAUGGAGACAGAAACAGCACUCAAAGCCAUCGGGCCAAUUGAAAAGAAGCCCGACCUUUUGGAUAAAACACAUCAUAGCACAGCCACUCACGACAUCCCAUCUGUUUCUGUUAACCCACCAGAACCUGAACCCAAGAAGUUAGACAUCUCAUCUAGGCUAGCAGAGCUCACUCGCAGAUCGUCUGUCAGUGGAAACAAGCCACCUGCGGUCUCGACCAAGCCGUCAGUAAACCAGCUGAAGCCAACAGAGCCAGAUUCCACUCGGAAGGCGGGGAAUGGGUCAGAAGUUCAGAAGAAGGACCCUUUCAAGUCUCUGAAGCCCUUUCCCUCUCCAAACAUCUUCCGAAAGGACCCGUUGAAGCUCAAAGCACUGAACCCUCGUCGGGUGUCUAGUGGUGAGGACAUGCUGACAGCGGAUGCAACCGACGCAGAGAAGAGUGAACUGAAGAAGAGCCGCUCGCACAGCUCUUCAUCCAUGAUGCGUUCUGACUCAAGGGAAGUACUCAACAAGUAUUGUGGCUCCAAUACUUCCAUCAACACAAUAGGGAGUGAUGGCAAGAGUGAGGGGAAGCCUCUGGAUUUCCUCAAGAAGCAGACGCAGAGGUUAAAGGGCCUCCUUGGGCCUAAAGAUAAGGACAAGAAAUCUGCUGCUAGUGCCGAUGAAAAGACCAUGAGAACUGUGGUUGAAAUCACUGAAGACUCCAGCAAAAAGUCAAGCACGUCUUCUCACACGGGAUCAAGCAACAAUGACCAACCCAACGCUAACCACAAAGUGUCAGCGGGAACCUCUGGACCAUCGCGGUACCAGUCCACCGGUGGCUCGGUGCUGUUCAGCAGCAACCUACGAGACGACACCAAGGUCAUCCUGGGCCAGAUCUCUGCCAACAGUCAGAAGAACCGCCUGGACCAGGAUAAAGCAGGCGGGGCCAAGGAGGGCGACCCUGGAGACAAGGGCCUGGAGAGACAGAAUUCAUUGAGGAAGACUCUCUUUUCGCGACCCCAAACCAACCCACAGGAGAGAGAGGGCCUGCUGAAGAGGAUGGAGAGUAUGAGGAAGGAGAAGAAGGUGUACAGUCGCUUUGAGAUGGGGAACAACCUUGGAUAACUAAAGAUGACUGACACUUUUGGCUUGGAAAAUCUAUGCAAAUGAACAAAAAGACUCUUUCCGUAACGUGCCAACAACCCUAUAAAUGUACCUCAACAGCUGCCCAUUCAAGCAUUACUGGAUUUUCUUACAAAGCAAUAAACCUAGUUUUGAGUGUGCAGUUGUGGCAAGCAUUGGCACCACAUUUAUUUAACCAUAUAUGGUGAAAGAAUGAAAGGAGCGUGACCUGACUCUGAUACCGACUGCUUUCGGCAACAUUUCACCAAGCAAUAAAAAGCCAAUGCUCUUAGAGAGACGUUAGGCCCUUGUGGGUAUAAACAUGCACAAGUAGGCUUCAAGUAGUGGUGCGGAGAAUUUUUUUACAUCAAACAAUGUCAUGUACUUAAUAUGCAACUGGAUUGAACAAGCCUGUGCAGAACAGCACAUUCCUAGUUCCGGUGCGCCUGUGUCUAUAACAGACAAUUGACUUAGUAAAGAAAUAAAUGGUAAUGCGGAAAGUAGGCCUCUUGGGAGGGGACAUUUUUAGAAAUGUCUCAAAAUUGAGAGCAGAAAAAACAUGAGUAUAUAUAUCAAGCACUUCCAAUGUUGAGUUCGGUAUCCGCAGCCCUUAUAAUAUUUCUGUAGAAAGGUGGGAUAUAGAUUACGUUUGGUUAAAAAAUAAAGACUUGAAUGUGCCUUUCGCAAGGGUGGGGCCUCUCAGGACUGACUUUUAAAAUCAAUUAUUCAGGGAAGGGCUAGGCCUGCUGGAGCACAUCUAAAGGGAAGAAAGCGUGGGUUACUAUCACUGGUCCUUUCUUCAAAACAAUGCUGGUGAAAGUUUGCCUAUGCGCUGAUCCACUCAUUACUUAAGGUGGAUUGUACACCACUGAAAUAAAUUCUUUAUAGGACUAUGCCAGAUCCGUCAUCCAUUGAGUGGAUAGACUCUUAAUGCUGGACGAAGGCCAAGCUGAUGACACUCACAAAUCUUCUCCGACCUACGCCCUGAGCAGGUCCACUAACCUGUUUGUCUCUCCAUUGGACCAAUGACGUGGCUUUGAGGCUCAGAGAGCACUAGUCUUAAUGUGUACUAUGUUGAGACAUUGAGGGUCCAACAGAGUUCUUCAGCACUAAGAGGAUAUUUGAAUAUGUUUUCUUCAAGGAAUAUUAUUGUAAAUAUUAACAUGAAUAAGGGCUUGGUGAGGCUAUUUAUACAGUAACUGGUAACGAGUAGGUUAAAUAUUUUGUAAGUGUCUUAGAGUAUCUAAUACCAAUUAGUUUAAGUACAUUAUCAAAGAAAUAAUGAUUCACAAUGACAACAAAUCAAUUUGCUGAACAGAUUUCUUUUUUUUAAAAAGUGAAUUGUAAUAUAUGUUAGAAUAUUUUGCUGCAACAAACUCAUCUAUUAAAUGCGCUAAAAAAUAAUUUGCUUUUGUUGCUGUAAUCAGUAUUGAUGACCUCCACAACUUCAUAAAUGCCAAAAAAAAAAAAAAUACUAGUCCCUAUCUCGUUUCUUUCAUAGUACCAUAAUCAGAUAAGAUUGUGGAUGGUUGUUGUGAGAGGGAAAGGGAUAUCAAAAGAUCUCAAGAUCUCACAAAAUUAUACCUGGCCAGUGGUUGCACUCAGCUAGAAGGGAGUCAUAAUAAUAUAUCAUAAGAUCUUGACGAGGGAACAAGAAUUAUGGAUGCACCUCCCUAAUGAUUCUGGCCUACUGUUGUCAGAACAUAUGUUAUAGUGCUAGUGCUUUAAAUCGAUGAGGAUUUGGUUUGAUGGCUUUCCCCCAAAGUGUGUAUAUAUUUGUACAAAAAUUUAUGAAUAAGAUAAGAUAAGAUAAGAUAGACUUUAUUGUCAUUGUACAGUCACCUAUACAACGAAAUUGGGAGUGCCAACUGAAGGUGCAUUACACAUACAAAAUAAAUAAAUAAACAAGCAAUUUAAGUAAAAAAUUGUGAAAAAAACAAGACAGAAAUAAGAAAAACAUUUGGAACAAGACAAGGACAGGUGAUGUCAGAAUAAAUAAAUAUAAAGGCCGUAAGCAUAUUGCACUUUAUAGAAAGUGAGGAAUCUGUGUUUCAAGUUUCUUAACGUUUUGUAGAUGGCUUUCAAAUAUACACAAUCUAUACAAUAUAAAAUGUAUUUCAGUCAAGACCUAAAAACAAAAUUUGGUCCGAACUGUAUAAGCAUAAAAUAUUCAAUCUGGGUCAUUCGAUUUAAUCUUGAGUGACUAUUUAUUAAAGCGGUUUAAAAAAUUUAACGCCGUUAAAUUUGGUUUGCGUUAACGCCGUUAAUAACGCGUUUAACUGACAGCUCUAAUAAAUACACAUUUUUUAGGAUAGUCACAAAGCCAAAUCAUCAUCGUUGACCUAAGAAAGCACCAUGACCUGAGUACUCCUACGUAACAGACAAAUAUGUUCUGACAACGGUAGGAAUAUAUCAUUAGUGAGGUCUAUCCUUACCUGUGGUUCUCAAAUAGAGAACUUCAGAACAUGAUGAUUGGAGAUCUUAUGAGAUAUGAUUAUAUCUUCUUCCUUCCUGGCUGAGCGCAACAACCCUCCAGGUUUCCAUUCUGACUAUAAGAAAAUGUUAAACAAAUACAUAUAUCUGUAAUACAGCCUACAUCACAGGUGUGUACUGUCCUCAAAGCAAACGGACAAUGAAGUCCCAAUCUCUUUCGUAAUUGACAGGCUUUUGAGUGGUUAAAAAUUGUCGAUGGGAUUUUUAAGUUUUUAGCUUUUUAUUGGUGGAAUAGGAGGCGAUAAAGCGACUUCAUCAACUGCAUAUUUGUGAACGAGCAAACUCAUCGAGUGAACUCCAUCAAACCUGGUUCAAGAGCUCUCGUGAGAUGUAAUGAUAUCUCCUUCCAGACCUGGUGCCACAACCUACGUGGACCUAUUUUGAUUUAUAAAUGAUUUGUAAAAUGCUGCUUGAUGGUGAUGGUGAUACAUCAUUAGUUAAUUCUGUUAUAUCUAGACUGCUCUGUUUCUCAGUCACCAUGUUGCAAUUACACAAUUUAUACUGAACUCAUCAAUCCCUUUGCCAUUGUUGUUCCUUUGCCAAAAAGAUUAAUUUCAAACUUCAGCAUCAUUAGCUGAGGUUAAAGACAUCUCAUCAAAUGUAAUUUAACAUUUAAAUCAUGAAGGUAAAUCAUCAUUGUUGACUUAAGGUAGCACCAUGACCUAGGUACUCCUACGUAAAAGUAACAAAUGUUCUGACAACGGUAGGAUCAUAUCAUUAGUGAGGUCUAUCCUUACCUGUGGUUCUUUAAAAGAGAACUUCAGAACAUGAUGAUUGGAGAUCUUAUGAGAUAUGAUUAUAUCUCCUCCUGGAUGAGCGCAACAACUCUCCAGGUUUCCAUUCUGACUAUAACAAAAUGUUAAACAAAUACAUAUAUCUGUAAUAUAGCCUGCAUCACAGGUGUGUACUGUCCUCAAAACAAACGGACGAUGAAGUCCCAAUCUCUUUCGUAAAUGACAGGCUUUUGAGUGAUUACGAUUUUUCAAUGUGAGUUUUCAUUUUAAGUUUUCAUUUGUGGAAAUAGGAGGCGAUCAAUAGGCUUUAUCAACUGCAUAUUUGUGAACGAGCAGACUCAUCGAGUGAACUCCAUCAAACCUGGUUCAAGAUCUCUCGUGAGAUGUAAUGAUAUCUCCUUCCAGACCUGGUGCCACAACCUACGUGGAUCUAUUUUGAUUUAUAAUUGAUCUGUAAAAUGCUGCUGAGUUGAUGGUGAUAUAUCAUUAGUUACUUCUGUUAUAUUUGGACUGCUCUGUUUCUCAGUCACCAUGUCGUGAAUACACAAUUUAUAGUGAACUCAUCAAUCCAUUUGUUAUUGUUGUUCCUUUGCCAAAAAGAUUUAUUUCAAACUUCAGCAUCAUUGCCUGAGGUAAAAGACAUCUCAUCAAAUUUAGUUUAACAUUUAAGUCAUCGUUGACCUAAGGUAGCACCAUGACCUAGGUACUCCUAUGUAAAAGUAACAAUUGUUCUGACAACAUUAGGAACAUAUCAUUAGUGAGGUCUAUCCUUACCUGUGGCUCUCUAAAAGAGAACUUCAGAACAUGAUGAUUGGAGAUCUUAUGAGAUAUGAUUAUAUCUCCUCCUGGCUGAGCGCAACAACUCUCCAGGUUUCCAUUCUGACUAUAACAAACUGUAAAACAAAUACAUAUAUCUGUAAUACAGCCUACAUCACAGGUGUGUACUGUCCUCAAAACAAACGGACAAUGAAGUCCCAAUCUCUUUCGUAAUUGACAGGCUUUUGAGUGGUCUCAAUUUUUCAACGUGAGUUUUCGUUUAUAUGUUUUUAUUGGUGGAAAUAGGAGGCGAUCAAGAGACUUUAUAAACUGCAUAUUUGUGAACGAGCAGACUCAUCGAGUGAACUCCAUCAAACCUGGUUCAAGAUCUCUCGUGAGAUGCAAUGAUAUCUCCUUCCAGACCUGGUGCCACAACCUACGUGGACCUAUUUUGAUUUAUAAUUGAUUUGUAAAAUGCUGCUGAGUUGAUGGUGAUACAUCAUUAGUUACUUCUGUUAUAUUUGGACUGCUCUGUUUCUCAGUCACCAUGUCGUAAUUACACAAUUUAUACUGAAUUCAUCAAUCCAUUUGCUAUUGUUGUUCCUUUGCCAAAAAGAUUAAUUUCAAACGUCAGCAUCAUUAGCUGAGGUUAAAGACAUCUCAUCAAAUUUAAUUUAACAUUUAAAUCAUGAAGGUAAAUCAUCAGUUGACUUAAGGUAGCACCAUGACCUAGGUACUACUACGUAAAAGUAACACAUGUUCUGACAACGGUAGGAUCAUAUCAUUAGUGUGGUCUAUCCUUACCUGUGGUUCUUUAAAAGAGAACUUCAGAACAUGAUGAUUGGAGAUCUUAUGAGAUAUGAUUAUAUCUCCUCCUGGAUGAGCGCAACAACUCUCCAGGUUUCCAUUCUGACUAUAACAAAAUGUUAAACAAAUACAUAUAUCUGUAAUAUAGCCUGCAUCACAGGUGUGUACUGUCCUCAAAACAAACGGACGAUGAAGUCCCAAUCUCUUUCGUAAAUGACAGGCUUUUGAGUGAUUACGAUUUUUCAAUGUGAGUUUUCAUUUUAAGUUUUCAUUUGUGGAAAUAGGAGGCGAUCAAUAGGCUUUAUCAACUGCAUAUUUGUGAACGAGCAGACUCAUCGAGUGAACUCCAUCAAACCUGGUUCAAGAUCUCUCGUGAGAUGUAAUGAUAUCUCCUUCCAGACCUGGUGCCACAACCUACGUGGAUCUAUUUUGAUUUAUAAUUGAUCUGUAAAAUGCUGCUGAGUUGAUGGUGAUAUAUCAUUAGUUACUUCUGUUAUAUUUGGACUGCUCUGUUUCUCAGUCACCAUGUCGUGAAUACACAAUUUAUAGUGAACUCAUCAA